Molecule: messenger RNA, 608 nt
Organism: Arachis duranensis
Lineage: Eukaryota; Viridiplantae; Streptophyta; Magnoliopsida; Fabales; Fabaceae
Product: kinesin-like protein KIN-UB
Exons: 2
Coding region: 77-349 (90 amino acids)
Source: RefSeq, a predicted model, not a curated record
CACUUCAUUUGAAUUUGUAGAAAAGUAACUUCUCUAUUCGCCCAUUCUUCUUUGAAGCUUUUACAAGCUUGAAGCUAUGGCGUCGACUAUUCCCCGAAACGGCGUCGUUCAACGCGGAACCGCCAAGUUAGAUCGCCAAGGCGCCAACAACAACAGCAUCCUCAGAACGAAGCCUCGCCACUCUCACCCUCCGGGACCCGCCGCUCUCCGCCGCAGCUCGCCAUCUCACGCUGGCGACGCAGUUCCUGGAAGAGUUCAAGUGGCUGUAAGAUUGAGACUUCCAAAUGCAGAAGAAAUGAUGGCAGAUGCUGUAAGAGUUUUCAUGCCUUCAUCAUUUCAUUCUAUUUAAGGAUAGUUGAUAUAUGGGAUAAUGAAAGACUAGACCAUAUUAUGGAAAUCUAAGUCAUUUCAUGUAAGUCAUUUCAUGAACUCAGUUGUUUAGCUCAUUAGUAAACAAAUGUCGGAAGUUUGGAUCUGGCUUUAUGCAUGCAACAACCUAUUGGUCAAUAGCAAACUCUUCAAUAGAGCUCUAGUUCGCAACGGAUUAAUUAUUAAUCUGUUGGGUUAAAAAAUAUCGUAAAAAAAAUCAUUUUAAAAAUAAAAUAAAA